Messenger RNA from Dictyostelium discoideum AX4, 1116 nucleotides. RefSeq lists its product as hypothetical. The record is from RefSeq and is a predicted model, not a curated record. The coding region runs from base 1 to 1116 and encodes 371 amino acids. NCBI's taxonomy places the organism in Eukaryota, Evosea, Eumycetozoa, Dictyosteliales, Dictyosteliaceae. The transcript is spliced from 2 exons.
AUGGCAUCAUUUAAUACUAUAUUGAAAGUAUUUGGAGGUGCCAUUGGUGGUGCAUUGAUUUAUUAUAUAAUUACUACUGGCAAUAAUAAUAAUAAUAAUGGCAAUAGUAAUAAUAAUAAUAACAAUAGCAAUAACACAGAAGAACAUCAAAAUACAGAUAAUACAAGUGGAUUAACAUCAAGUGGCAGGAGUGGUAGAAGAGCAUUAGUCAAUAGUAUAAAUAAUAGUAGUAGUGAUAUUGGAUCCAUACAUAAUUUAAUAGAUUUAUUACAAAAUACAUUAAUAGAAUAUAUUUUAACACAAGAAACAUCACAUGUAAUCACACUCGAUAGUCAAGCAACACUCGAUUAUGCAUUAAUGAGAAUGAAUGAAAGUAAUGUUACAUCCUUACCAAUUGUAGACCUUCAACAUAAAAAAUACAUUGGAAUGUUAUCAAUCGUAGAUAUCGCUACAUUUUUAGGUCAAUUCCCAAGUGUAGAAUCUCCAAAUACACCAGUUGGUGAAGUUUUAAAAUAUAAUAGAGAACCAUUUUUACCACUAUUUGUAAAUUCACCAAUUCAAUUAUUAAUACAUAUAAUGACCCAUCAAUUACAAGUACCAAUUAUGUCAAAUGAAACGAUUGUAGUUGAUAUUGUUUCAAGAUUGAAUGUAAUUAAAUUUAUAAAUGAAAAUAUUGAUGAAUUAGGUAGUAAGGCAAAUUCAUCAGUUAGAAGUUUAGGAUUAUUGUCAAAAGAGAUAUUUUCAAUCGAUAUGGAUUCACGUGUAAUCGAUGCGAUUAAUUUAUUAAAUUCUGAACAAAUUACAGAGUUGGCUGUAAUUGAUAAAGAUGGUAAAUUAAUUGGAACUUUCUCUCCAUCAGAUUUAAGAAAGCUAUCAAUCUAUUCCUUCAAUCAAUGUUAUGAACCAAUUAGUAAAUUCAUUAAAUUCCCACCACAAGAUCAAUUGAUUUUAGUUAGUCCUUCUUCAACUUUAAAAGCAACAAUUAGAAAAUUUGUUGAUAAUAAUGCUCAAAUUUGUUGGAUUGUUGAUAAUCAAUUAAAACCAAUUUCAAGUAUUACUCAAUUAAGUUUAAUGAAAUUCUUUUUAAAUUUAUCAACUUCUGUAAUUGCUGAUUAA